Molecule: messenger RNA, 1441 nt
Organism: Pyrus x bretschneideri (Chinese white pear)
Lineage: Eukaryota; Viridiplantae; Streptophyta; Magnoliopsida; Rosales; Rosaceae
Product: autophagy protein 5
Exons: 8
Coding region: 201-1310 (369 amino acids)
Biological process (GO): autophagosome assembly; autophagy of mitochondrion; cellular response to nitrogen starvation
Cellular component (GO): cytoplasm; phagophore assembly site membrane; Atg12-Atg5-Atg16 complex
Source: RefSeq, a predicted model, not a curated record
GAUAACAUUUUAUACGUAUGAGAGAAGCAUACGAUCGCAGCGCAAAGAGGACAUAGCGAGUGGGCUGUGGACUCCUCCUCCCUCCAUCCCUCCUCCUCCUCGCAUUCUCGCCGGUGUAAAACUCAGUCUCUGUGUGGAAGCGGAAGCACAACGACACCGUUUGAGAGGGAGAGAAUUGUGCUAAGGAAGAAAAGAAGAAUAUGGAUAUGGAAGCACAGAGGUUUGUAUGGGGCGGAGCAAUUCCUCUGCAGAUUCAUCUCCAUGAAUCCGACGUCGCCACUCUUCCUGCUCCCCCACCUGCCCUGAUCUUAGCUCCUCGGAUUGGGUAUCUGCCAUUGUUGGCCUCGGUUCUAAAACCUCACUUCAGCUCUGCACUUCCUCCUCGCUUAGACGCCAUUUGGUUCGAGUACAAAGGCUUGCCCUUGAAAUGGUAUAUACCCACAGGAGUUCUAUUUGAUCUUCUAUGUGCAGAACCAGAAAGACCUUGGAAUCUCACGGUGCAUUUUACAGGAUAUCCGGGGAACAUAUUGAUUCCUUGUGAUGGUGAAGAUAGUGUAAAGUGGAGCUUUAUCAAUUCUUUGAAAGAGGCUGCAUAUAUAAUAAAUGGAAACUGUAAGAAUGUGAUGAACAUGUCUCAGCCAGAUCAGGUGGAGCUUUGGCGUUCGGUCUUAAAUGGUAAUUUGGAAGCCUACUUCCGGGUAUCUUCUAAACUUAAGCUUGGAACUGUUGGGGAAGAAUGGGCAGCAAAGAAUUCAUGCUCUCCAAAAUCCAGACCAAAUAUGGGCGAAACUGAUGUUUCUGGACAAGUGAAGGCAGGUCGUGUUCCAGUUCGUUUAUAUGUUUGGAGUGUCGGUGAGGAUUUUGAUGAUUUAGAAGAUGCACCUCAGAUUGAUAGUUGGGACAAAGUCUCUUACAUUAACCGGCCUGUUGAGAUACAAGGAGGAGAAGGAGGUAGAUGCUUCACUCUAAAUGAUGCAAUCAAGAGCCUUUUGCCAGAGUAUUUUCCUGACAAAUCCUUGAUCCCUGAAGAAUCACCAACGUUAGGUGAGGAGGAUGAACAAAAGGUUUCCUCUGAAGAUGCAAUCAAGAGCGAUAUAGGAGCCAAAGAGGAAGUAGAAAAGUCAAGCGAACAUACAAAGUCUUGCAACCAAUACGAUGAUGCUGAAAUCAAACUAGUCCGUAUCCAAGGUAUUGAGCCGAAAUUGGAGAUACCGUUCUCUUGGGUGGCAAAUAACUUACUGAACCCCGAGCACUUUCUUCAUAUCUGUGUGUAUUUGAAAGUACCACAAAUCAAUAACAUGUGUAGGUAGGUUGCAUUUGGAAUCAUUUUCGCCACGUUUAAAACAAGGCAUCUUCCAUUGGGGACUUUGAAAUGUAUUUUACUGUAUAGAAGUGUACAGAAGAUUAACUGUCAGUAUAUAUCUAUCAUUCACUUCAGGUU